Messenger RNA from Coffea arabica (coffee), 3070 nucleotides. RefSeq lists its product as uncharacterized. The record is from RefSeq and is a predicted model, not a curated record. Lineage: Eukaryota; Viridiplantae; Streptophyta; Magnoliopsida; Gentianales; Rubiaceae.
UAGAAUUUAACCCGACCCGUUUUGGCUUCUGCCGACCUUUUGCCUUCUUUCCUCCCACGUAUAAAAACAGUGGCCGUUUGUCUUUCAGUCACGAAAAUUCAAAAUCUGCUACCAAAGUAAUAAGAGGGUGCCGAUUCAAUCUGGAAUUUGGUCGAAUACAGGGCGUUUCUUCAUCAAUUUCCUUCCUGGUCUGCUUGUGGAUUGAUUGGCUGGAGCUCCUGAUUCUAAAUUUUGCAGUUUGUAGCCAAUGCACUGUACGGAAACGCAAGAAACCACGGGGGACACUAAUAAUUGCGUUUUGGCAUUGGCUGCAAAUAACAGUGCCACGAAUAAUCUGCUAGAAAGAAGGCCCUGGGAGAAAUUGCAGGCUGAAACUAAAUUGAUAGACAGCUCUGCUACUCCUUUAUGUGAUAGAAUUGGUGUAGACAGAGGCCAGUGUCCAAAACCUGCUGCUAAAGUGAAUUCAGGGCAGGGAAAGAAAAAGAGGGACAAGCAUACCACAAGGCACCCUAAUGCUGUAAACCUUGAUCACCGGGUGGACAAUAUGACCAAUAAUUCUGGGAUCCUAAGCAAUGUUUCUGCAUGUGCUAUGGACAAUAUCAGUUCUGGUCGAGUUUCAGAGUUGAUACCCAAUGAAGGAAGAAGUAAACAGAAAAGGAGGUACACUAUGGAGACUGAUGAGAAGACUGUGCAAUCAGAAAUUUCUAAUCUCAUGACUGGCAGUCCUGUUGAUGAAGAUGUAUUUCCCGUAUCAGUUAAGUCUAUCCCAACAGAAGAUUCAGAAAUGAAGAACAAUGUUGCAGGUUAUUGUUUAUCUGGGGGGAGGAAAGAAGCAACUGAGGAAUGUAAGAAGCAUAUCCUUUCUGAGAGUGCUGAUAUUUCUGUGAAAGUUGAAGCUAGAAGUUGUAGAGCUACCUUGAAAUCAGAAAAGUGUCUUCAUCCUCUUAAUUCAGAUGGGAUACCCGUCUCUGCGGGCAAGAUUAAGGUUGAGAGCAGUUUGCUGGAGAGUCAUGAUGAUGAUGAGGGGGUUACUAAUGAUUCAUCAGAAAUGAAGUUUCAGAAAACCUGCCAAAGAACUUGUCAAAUAAGAGAAGUAGUCAAGACUUAUUCCAGGAAAAGGAAAAAAGUCUAUGAUUACCCUGUGGUUGACUCAAAGUCCUUCCAGGAGGAUACUGGCUCUUUAGCAGAAGAGAACAUGAAAAAAUCUUUUUCAGAUCAUGCAGUUCAAAUGUAUUCAGGUGGCUGUAGCAAGGAUUUGAAUGAAAAGAAGUUGGUUGAAGGAGUUUUGGAAGAUCUUCUACUGGACAAAGUUGAUGAUGGCUAUACAGAUGUUGAAAGCCUAGGGAUGGAGAACGAGAGACGUAUGGACAUAGAUAAUUGUAAGAGAAAAACAACUGAAGGUUGUCUGAAUAAGGAUGUGCCUUUAGUACACAGUGCUGAACAACAUUUUGAGCAGUGUGAGAGGGUAAAGCCUGAUCACGUCAUGGGUACGCAGGGUGAUUCAAGAAUAUCACAUGUGGCUAAAGAAAUUGAUGACGAAUCUGGAAAGAUAGUCUCCGAUGAAUAUGUGGAUAAACACUCACUUCCAUCACUAUCAGAUCUGAGCAAUUCGAGGUAUGCUACCACCCAGGUUGACAAUUACAUGAAUAAUUCACUCGGAAGAUCUCUGAUUGGCAGUUACGGAAAAAAGCUUCUCGUCCUUGAUAUAAAUGGGCUGCUGGCUGAUAUUGUUCGUGUACCACAUAGAUGUAUGCCUGAUGCAAUAAUAUCAGGGAAAGCAGUUUUCAAGAGGCCAUUUUGUGAUGACUUUUUGCAAUUCUGCUUUACAAGAUUCAGCGUUGGUAUCUGGUCAUCAAGAACGAAGCGAAAUGUAGAGUUAAUUCUUGAUUUUCUCAUGGGGGAUGCUAAGAAGAAGUUACUCUUUUGUUGGGAUCAAUAUCAUUGUACUGAGACUGGUUUCAACACCGUUGAGAACAGAGAAAAGCCUCUCCUAGUGAAGAAACUUAAGAAAUUAUGGGAGAAGUAUGAACGAAAUCUACCCUGGGAAAGAGGAGAAUACAAUGAAACAAACACGCUUUUGAUAGAUGACUCUCCGCAUAAGGCCUUAGGGAAUCCACCACAUACAGCUAUCUUUCCCCACUCAUAUCAAUAUUCAGAUGAGGAUGAUAAUUCAUUAGCAGGACCUGGAGGUGCUUUGCGAGUCUAUCUGGAAGGACUAGGCAAUGCUGAAAAUGUACAGAAGUAUGUAGAGGAAAAUCCUUUUGGUCAGCGACCCAUCACGGAGAAAAAUUUAUCCUGGCGUUUCUAUCUUAAGGUUAUUGAAGCAAUGUCAUCAACAUCCAGAGAUAUUCAUUACAGAUAUUCAAGAGAAAAUUAUCACUGGCGAGCAAGAGAUACUCCUGAUAGAUAUUCAAGAGAACAUUAUCACUGGCGAGCAAGAGAUACUCUGAAUAGAUAUUCAAGAGAAAAUUAUCACUGGCGAGCAAGAGAUACUCCUAAUACAUAUUCAAGAGAAAAUUAUCACUGGCAAGCAAAUAGAUAAUUGGCUGUCAGAUUUGAUACUGCUAGUCGUUUUUGGAUCCAAAUGGUGCAAGAUAUCUAACAGUUGCAACAUAACUUCAAUUUUGCUGGCAUGUGAAUAUUGGGCAAACCAGAAAUAUUUGGAUGUGAUAAUCCUGAUGGAUUUCCUUGUUUUGCUUUCAGUCCAAGGCAGAAGGUACGCAGCAAAGAAAUUACUUGGACAUUCGAUCUCAGGCAAGUCAGUUUAAGACAAAUUAGUUUUGAUGAUAGAUACUUCUGCUGUAUAUUGGCCAUUUUGCACUUCGGCCAUAUGGAUCGCUUAUUUUGGAUGAUAAGCUUAUUGUGAAGAUGCAGUUUUUGUUUUCGCUCUGCUGCUCCUGUGGGCUUUUAUAGCUGCCUUCUCUUUUUCAUUCAACACCAUUUAAUACUAGUGGAGAUGACAUGAAAGCUUGUAAUCUAGUGUAAACAAAACACCGCUUUUGUACAUUUAGCAUCAUGCACCGUAUAAUUUAAAAAAGGAAAGAAAAGAAACAGUAUGCAGUGUUUGUUA